Gopherus flavomarginatus (Mexican gopher tortoise) is the source of this 3811-nucleotide messenger RNA. RefSeq names its product interferon-inducible GTPase 5-like. Lineage: Eukaryota; Metazoa; Chordata; Testudines; Testudinidae. Gene Ontology annotation, molecular function: GTP binding; GTPase activity. Gene Ontology annotation, cellular component: membrane. The coding region runs from base 2385 to 3596 and encodes 403 amino acids. The transcript is spliced from 4 exons. The record is from RefSeq and is a predicted model, not a curated record.
AGCAGCACCAAUAAGCAAGUUAUCUACAGCCAGCCGUCCAACCGGAGUGAUGGAGAAUUCAAACAGACCUCGUCCUUCCUGGUGUGACAUUGGCCCUGGAUUGGCUCCCCCUCUCCUGCCGACGUCCUGCCCCUUGCCCUAUGAACUGCUGUAAAUGCUCUGUGUGAAUUACUGUAACUCACUGCGAUUUUAACUAUUUUUUUUUUUAAGUUUCACCUAGUGCCUUUUUAGUCAUGUUCUAGACUCUCCUUGUCCCAUAGAGUCAUGGGGCUGGAGUCUUGCCCACUGCUCUACAGGUGACUUUGCAUAAGCCAAUCUUAUUUUCCUAAGAGCAACAGAUGACAAACCCAGCUGCUGAACACUUGCUGGCAUUGCAGAUUGCUCGCCCUGCUUUGGGGAUGUCCUCUAGCACCGGGCUUCCCCAAGGAGGGUGAAAUUCAGCCCAGGCGGCAGGCCAGCGUGAGGCCUUUGCAGCACCGUAGUGCCACUUAAGCCUGUCGGAGGGUUUUAUGUUGCCAGAAGUAGAGGGCUGGGGAGACCUGGUUAUGCUAAAGCACUGAAUGUAGGGAACGCAAGUAUAUUUUUUGUGACUGUAGAAGAUUGUUGCGUGGUGUCCCCAUCCCUGCCCCCACUGUCACUGCUGUACUAGUGUGUCAGGAUGUCAUCUUUGUGGUGUCUGAACAGGUUGAAUUCUACAUCUCCCUGGAGCAAGAGGUGAUUGGUGAGAAGGGAUUGGGGCAUAGCAACGAGAUCUAAGGGGACUUGCCCAGCUCUCCCUUGGCCUGUGAUUUGGGUGUGAGGCAGCAGAGAGAAAAUCCAGUCCAGAAGAAAUUGAGAAUUUCUUCCCACUGAUUUACGGCCCUGUUUGAGCUCUUUCAGCCCUGUUUGGCAGGGCCAGAAGAGCCUUUCAGAACAGCUUGGUUCUGUCUGGCAUUUUUGGGCCAAAUGUUGAUGUAAACCAGAUUGGCUGGCACAGCAUGGAGACGGAGUUCACACCUUGCCAUGGGCCAUAUCCUAAAGGUGCAGGGGGCCAUGGUGAGACCUAGCGAUGCUCUGCAGGCUCCUGCUGUUCAGAGUUGUGGGGUGGAUUUGGCUUUCUCGAGGGAGAAGUUCUGGGCCCUUCCUCAAGGCAGGCGCUUGUAAAGGCUUGGCGUUAAGUCGCCUUGUGCUGCUUCACCCUGCAUUCCCCACAGUGACGCCGGUGCACCCAACUCUGGCUGGUGUGGCCAAGCUUCUGCUCCUGCUUGGGAAGGAAGAUGCAGUCAGCUUUCACGUUGUUAGUACUUGGGUCACGCUUUGCAUGGAAGAUGCUCUACAAGGCAAACAGCUGUUCGACUGGUGACUGGGUGAGACGACUAAAGGUGUGUAGGUGCCUUGUUAUUCCCACUUACAUUAAGAACUUGUGGUGUGAAGAGUCCUUAGUGCAAAUGAGACUCAGACCUGUAGGGCUGAAUGGGAAGAAGGUGAGUGGCUAGAUCCUUGAGCACUCAGCCUUUAAAUGCCUGUUGUAAGUGCCUCCUGAGCACUGAGCUAGGCAGACACACCUACAGAUCCUACAUCAGGGUAACAGACGUCCUGACGAUAUUGGGAUUGGCCUGGUAUUAGGGGCUUUGUCUUAUAUAUGCAACUACAUCCCCUGCUGUCCAUCCAUUUCCCACCCACCUCCGGGAAAAAAAAGUUCCAAUUUUUCCAGUAUCUGGUCACCCCAACCUCAGUAUGAAUGGCAGGAGUUUUGAACCACCACACAUCUGGAUCCAUUGAGAAAUACGUGUAGAGGACGAGCCUGUUGCAGUGACGGAGCUGCCGUCUGAAGGAGCAGGAAAGGGGCUGCUUCCAGGCUGCGGCAGAUGGUGCCUCGUCCGUGGAAUCUCUGAUGUUCUCUCACGGGGCUCCAAAGCAGACUAGAUUGGUUACCAGGAAUAAUGGCAGCUGGAAUCAGAUCCUUCACUUUGUUGGGUCACAGUGCGUAACCACCAUGGCAAGAGCUCUCCAGGAGGCCAGACUCCUCUCCCAACAGCUGGACAGAUUUAACUGUGCAGCCGCUUUUUAUUACAGUUCAGCAAGAGAAACCUUACCAGACCUUAACUUGAAAGCCUGAGACACUGUUAAUAGUCACUUUUUAAACCACUUUAAAAUACUUGUGUAAUUUUAUCUAUUUGUAACUGGAAAUAAACCCUUUGAUUUGAGUUCAGUCUCCUGGAACAUUUGGAAGGAGGAAGGUGGGGCUGGCUGUCUAGGAGGUGGAGUGGACUGCAGCUUUCCUGCUGGUGCCUGAAUCAGAGCAAGUUGGCUCCACUUCAAUCCAAAUGAGGCCACAGUGAAGCUGGGAGAUCCCUGUGCAGGAGCUGAGAGGGCAGGGGCUACAGCAGCUUGUCAGAGCCAACAUGGCCUCACAGAGCAGUGAGGGCAUCAUCAAGCUGUCGAGGGAGGAGCUGGAGGCCCUGAAAGCUGCCUUUGAUGAAGGGAACCUCGCUGGAGUGGCCUCCAGGCUGCAGGAGAUGCUGGAGUCGCUGGAGACUGUCCAGCUGGAUGUGGGAAUCACGGGCGAGACCGGCUCUGGGAAGUCGUCCUUUGUCAACGCCCUCUGGGGCCUGGGCGAUGAAGAUGCAGGUGCCGCCCGCACUGGUGUGGUGGAGACCACCAGGGAGCCGACUCCAUAUCAGCAUCCCCGGUACCCCAAAGUGACCAUCUGGGACCUGCCAGGGAUUGGCACACCCGAUUUCCACCCUGACACCUACCUGGAGCAGGUCAGCUUCUCGCGCUAUGACAUCUUCUUCAUCAUUGCCUCACAGCGCUUCACCGCCAACCACGCCGCUCUGGCCCGCCACAUCCAGGCCAUGGACAAGAGUUUCUACUUCGUCCGCUCCAAGGUGGAUGUAGACCUGGACUGCUCCCUCAGGCGCCGGCCAUCCAACUACAGCGAAGUGGGGGUGCUGCAGGAGAUCCGACAGAAUUGCCUGGAGGGUCUGCGGGCCCAAGGCAUCCACUCGCCCCAGGUCUUCCUCCUCUCGGCCUUUGAUCUCAGCAAGUACGACUUCCACCUCCUGGGGGAGACGCUGGAGAGGGAGCUAAGCCAUCACAAGCGGCACGCCUUCCUGAUGGCCCUGCCCAACAUCUCCCUGCACAUCCUGGAGAAGAAGAAGGCAGCAAUGUUGGAGCACAUGUGGCUGGUCUCCACCGUGGCCUGUGGUGUCCACGCCGCGCCCAUCCCAGGGCUCCUGAUCUCCUGCGAUGUGGACAUCCUGACCAGGACCCUGCAAGGUUACUGCAAGGGCUUUGGCCUGGAUGAUGACUCUCUGGAGAAGCUGGCGGCACAAAUGGGGCAGCCAGUGGAGCAGAUGAAGGCCGUGAUCAAGUCACCGUUGGCCAAGGAGAUCUCCAACAUCCUGGUGGUGCAGCUGUUGAUACAGGCAGGCAGCGAGGCACCUAAGCUAGCCAAUGAGGUGCUGAGCUCUGUCCCACUCCUGGGCUCACUUGCAUCUGGAGCACUGUCUUUUGCCACCACGUACAAGAUGCUGAGGAGUUUUGUGAAUGCGGUGGCUGCUGAUGCCCAGAAGGUGCUUAUUAAAGCCUUCAACCUGGAUGCUAAGAAAUGAGCCAGAAAGGAGGAGAGAGAAAGAUUGAAACAUCUUCUGUGAGGCAAGGGACCAAAACCCAGUGCCAGGUGCAGACAGGAUUCCAGCAUCCCGUGGAAAUCCCUCAAGCUUCCUACCUGAUCUCAGAAUUUCAUUCCAGAGCUGGAUAUAAAAUCCAUGAUUGAAUUUCUAAAGUUUCUGCUGUAUUUGUUACUUUGCGAUUUAAAUGUCAAAUA